Messenger RNA from Protopolystoma xenopodis, 300 nucleotides. Lineage: Eukaryota; Metazoa; Platyhelminthes; Monogenea; Polystomatidea; Polystomatidae. The record is from the annotation of a GenBank genome assembly.
AUGCCGCUCAACCCGUCCAUUGCUCUCUCACCCUCCCGCACCUCGGGUGGUCCGUCGCGGACAGCAAUUCAACGAAGACACUUUACUUCUGAAAAUGGUGCUGCGUCGUUCAUGAUCGUCCUCCUCGCACCGGACCCUAAUUUGCCGGGUUGGACCGAAGCUUCAAUCACACCUGAUCGUCUCUUCAUCCACCCUGUGGACGUGUGCACUCUGAGGGGAGCAUGUCUACCAACAAACCACACGACCCUAGCCAAGUUGAGUUACACGAUGUGGCCGGCUUUCAGUGAGAAGCGCGUAUAG